Messenger RNA from Vitrella brassicaformis, 2422 nucleotides. The record is from the annotation of a GenBank genome assembly. Lineage: Eukaryota; Vitrellaceae.
AUGGAUGAUUUUCCGUAACAGAAUUAUCGGGUGUGCAGGUUUUACAUGCUCGUUGUUUAGAUUGUUCAAACACGCGGUCACCGGACGCAACCAACGCAGUCUUCUCGCACUCUACAGGCGAAGAAAAACUCAGCGAAAAAAAGACGAGCUGUGAGGGUUCAGAACAGCAAACAGAACAGCAAACAGAAGCUCCGUAAAUCGUUCGGGGCCUUUUUUGUUGUGUUUGUGGGAAUGAUCGGGACGAGAGGGAAAGAGAAGGCAUCGUGUGGAUUUGCGAACUUGUUGCUAUUGUCAUUGUUGCAAUGGGUCAGUUUAUAUCUGUGUGUCAACUCUCAUCACCCGACGAAGUCCCGCUCCAUCUCCUCAUUCGCUCGUCAUUUCGCAUUCAAUAACCAACGGAUCAACGUCAUCCAAGACGCCAGCAACGACUUUGCCGAUCUAAAGGCACUGGAGCGAGACAUCGAGGUGCCGUUCUACAUCUACCACACGCCGGCUAUGAGGAAGCUUUAUGGCAUGUGUCAAGAGAGCGCACGGAAUAUCCUUGAGGGGCGCUGGCCUGCACUUCUCCCGCUGGGGGACAGGAAGAACGUUGACGAGAUAUACUGGCUGGACCAGUUGUGGAACGAUUCUUGGAGGACGUCUGACCCUGACAAAGCGCUCGUCUAUGUCCUCCCAAUCUAUCCGGGUCUGUCUACACAUAAUGAGGGAGACACGUACAGGAUUAGUUCAUUCAUUCACUUGCCUGCAGUGUUACUUCUGCACAACUCAUGCAACGACAGAAACAGAACGAAAGCCCACGACUUAGCAGCAACGGCUGUCAAGGAGGUGAGAAAGUGUAUAAGUGGAAAUAUGGGCACCAGUCAGAUGUCCAGGUGAUGGAGACGCCACAAUGGAAGAGGAACGGCGGACUCGACCACAUCCUGGUGGUGAGUGAUCGUUGGCCCCCGCUCAUGACAAGCAAUGUUCGAAUAGUGUAUUGAUUGACCAUGCAGGCGAGCGACUGGCGCUUUAAUUAUCCCUUCGAUAUGACGAGAGUAUUGGGGGAGUCUUUCGCGACAUUUGCGAAGAACAUCACACAGGGGCGGCACCUUGUGGACAACCGUAAGGAAGUGAAGGAGAAAAGCCAGCUAGCUGUGAUCUACAUCUCGACCAACAGACAGAGGCCUCUUCGGAUGUGCUGUCACGAUACCCCACACGUAUGAAAAUCCUACGCAACUCAAUGCAUCGAUGACUGGUUGUGUAUGCCUGCAUUCAGGUCUUCGCUGACGCCACUCCAUCAGGCCUACCAGCCUUUUGAGAAGGAAAGCCUGCUGAGGCGUGGGCUUAUCAAACCUACCGACGUGUUUGAGGAUGACCGACUUGCCAUGGCUUUCAAUCCUCCCUCGAGACACGACUGGUUCAAACGCGACUACACAAUGUUCUUUCAAGGUCAGACACGGGCAACGCUCAACUCGGCCGAUAUGUGUGCUGUGGUUGAGUGUUGUAGGAAAGUUGUAUCACGACCGUCCGUAUCGAAAGCUGGCCUUCGAAAGCUUGGCGAGUUGGCACUAUAAAUUAAAAGCCUGCCCAGAUUGCGUACCAGGGACCAACGUAUUUGUUGCAACCGGCGACAUAUCACAAACUGAAUUUCCCUUUUGCCCACGCCAAGACAGGACAACACGUUCAAAAGGACGAAUUGGCAGAUUCGAGCAGUGUGAGGGCGUGGUGAAUGGCACACACCGGCUGUCCGAGACGUCGGCUUUCAUUCACCGCCUGGCCAGCUCCAAGUUGAAUCUAUGCUUUCGGGGAAGAGAUGUGACGAGCUCGAGGGUCGUUGACGGCUUUGCAACUCGCACGAUUGAUGUUUUAAUCAGCGACCUAGACGAUAUGUAUAAAUACGCCAUCCCGCUCCAAUGCGAGAUCCCAUGGAAGUAUUGAAAAGAAGGCAGAUUUGCACUUGAUGCUUCCAAUACUUGGCUCCCCUUUGUGUUGUGAGCAGGAACCUGACCUAUUCGAUCGAGGGCUCUGUCUUUGAGCAGAACCCUCGCGCAGCGCUGAAGCCGAUCUUGGAUGAGCUCUACAAGGACCACCGAGCCGUAACAGAAAAGCUGCGAAUGAUGGACUACUACAGCAAGAAACUUCUCUGGGACGCCCCAAAUAGCGAGACAGCAAGAAGUGUGCUCCGCGCAAUGACACGACAAUGUCUCACUGACAAGACAAAGCUCAACUAUAUCAAAAGGACCAGCAAAGAUGGUAAGCCAUCCAUACACGCAGAAAGAUACACAACCGACAAUUGGGAUCUCUCUGUGCGCGUUGGGGUGAAGGUACGGCGGCGAAUGUGCGAGAUCAUCCUUUGUUCUCCGAGUGUGCAUUCGUCGACACAUCGGCGAGUCGAGAGGAGCAACGAAAGCCCUGUCGGACAUGUUUUUGGGGGAUCAAAUAA